CGCGCCUGCGCAGUACAACAGAGCGUUCAGCCCUCCACACGCCUUACCUGUUUGGGGUUCGGUGUGCGCAUGCUCGGGUUGGCAGAGCAGGUUCCUCGGCGUCAGUUAUCACCAUGGAAAUAAGCAGCAGAAUUGAGUGCAUAUUUUUCAGUGAAUUCCAUCCAACACUUGGACCUAAAAUAACAUACCAGGUACCAGAGGAUUUCAUCUCCCGAGAGCUCUUUGACACAGUUCAGGUAUAUAUCAUCACUAAGCCUGAACUUCAAAACAAGCUCAUCACAGUCACAGCAAUGGAUAAAAAGCUAAUUGGGUGCCCAGUGUGUAUUGAACAUAAGAAAUACAGCCGGAAUGCCUUGCUCUUCAACCUUGGCUUUGUUUGUGAUGCCAGAGCAAAGACCUGUGCAUUAGAGCCUAUUGUGAAGAAACUGGCAGGUUAUCUUACCACUCUAGAGCUGGAGAGUGGCUUCAUUUCCAACGAGGACAGCAAGCAAAAGUUGAUACCCAUCAUGACCAUCUUACUUGAGGAACUGAAUGCCACUGGCAAAUGCACUCUACCCAUAGACGAAUCCAACACCAUCCACCUGAAAGUGAUUGAGCAGCGCCCCGAUCCCCCCAUUGUGCAGGAGUAUGAUGUUCCUGUCUUCACCCAGGACAAGGAUGACUUCUACAAUUCCCAGUGGGACCUCACCACUCAGCAGAUCUUGCCUUACAUUGAUGGAUUCCGGCAUGUUCAGAAAAUCUCAGCCGAAGCAGAUGUGGAGCUUAAUUUGGUUCGCAUUGCCAUCCAGAACCUUUUGUACUAUGGAGUAGUGACUCUCGUUUCCAUACUUCAGUACUCCAAUGUGUAUUGCACCACACCUAAAGUCCAGGACCUGGUUGAUGAUAAAAGUCUCCAAGACGAAUGUCUCUCAUAUGUCACAAAGCCAGGUAACAAGCGACCCAGUCUGAGAGAUAUUUUCCAGCUGUACUGUGGGCUAAGCCCUGGCACGACCGUUCGAGAUCUCAUUUGCCGCUAUACUCUUCAAAUCCAGAGAGUGGAUGAAAGGAAGCUGAUCCAAUUUGGUCUGAUGAAGGGCCUUAUUCGACGGCUCCAAAAGUACCCUGUAAAAAUCUCUCGGGAUGAAAGAAGUCAUCCAGCACGACUGUAUACAGGCUGCCAUAGCUAUGAUGAAAUUUGUUGUAAAACAGGAAUGAGCUAUCGGGAGCUGGAUGAAAGAUUGGAGAAUGACCCCAAUAUAAUUGUUUGCUGGAAAUGAAACUUCACGGACAGGAGGAAUCAUCAUGGCCUGUGAACAAUUAAUGGGGCUCUUAGGAUUUUGAAGAAGCUUCAGGGUUUCUUCUGAAGCCAUUAAAUGCAACAUGGCUCAGUAUGUCUGACAUGGGGCACAUUUUUCAGUCCAGCAGCCUAGGAAGAAUAAGCUAAAUGGACUUUGAUAGCUUUGAUAAACAAAUUUGGGAUGAUCAAUGUGGAUAAAGCAUGACUCCCAUUACCAUGAGGGGCAAAACACAAGUAUAUAUAAGUGCCGACAUCUAUUUUUGAAAAAAAAUAAUCCCGAUUAGAAGGUUGUGAUGCUGAAUAGUGGUGCAGAUCAGUCAUUCUUUUCAGCUCUAUAUCCUACCAGAUGUAUAGUUUUACAGGUAAACACAUAGCUGGGGCCUCCAGCUAUUUGGAAUUUUGGGGGAUUUUAGAAGCCAAAGAGUAGCUGAUAGAGAAUGACUUAAAUUCCUCUUGACCUCAGCUUAGGGUCACGUGUAAUUUGUCCCUGAGGGACAGGCAAAAGCUAAUUACUUCUUUCUCAGUGUUGAUUACAUCUCCUAAAUGCAAAGGAACAUGUGCUGAAUCCACUUGGUUUAGGAUGGACCAUCUCUUCUUGAGUUCUUCCAAAAGUUUACAAUUGAUCUUUUCCCUUGCUACCUUUUUAACAAACCAAUUGCAGAUAUGUUUCGGAUAUCCUGUUAUCGUGUAAGCAAAAAGUACCAUUCCUUUAUAUAUAAUAAAGUGCUUAAUAAAAAUGUAUUAUGAUAAUCUAAAUAAAAUAAAGCUGAAAAUGUAAUUUCUUA
Molecule: messenger RNA, 2061 nt
Organism: Anolis sagrei ordinatus
Lineage: Eukaryota; Metazoa; Chordata; Lepidosauria; Squamata; Anolidae
Gene: NPRL2
Product: NPR2 like, GATOR1 complex subunit
Biological process (GO): cellular response to amino acid starvation; positive regulation of autophagy; negative regulation of TORC1 signaling
Cellular component (GO): vacuolar membrane; GATOR1 complex
Molecular function (GO): GTPase activator activity
Source: RefSeq, a predicted model, not a curated record